AUGCUUGCCACAUUUCUUCUCUUGCUUGCGCAAGGCCUCAUCCAGUACCCGCAGCAGGCUGGGGACGGGCUGGAUGAGGCCACACGGGAGCGCAUGCAGCAGCGUGCUGAGUAUCUGAACCAGCAGAUGGCUCAGCUGAUUCAGGAGAUGGAGCAGAAGAACCUGGAGCAGAGUGGUGGGGCCUGGGGAGCCCUGCUCCUCUGGCAGUUCUGGGCCAUGGCUGGAAUCCUUGUCCUUCUCUUGGCGCUGUGGUUUGGACUCGGGAAAAUUAGACGUGAUCCAAACAGUGGCCACAAGGAAAGGUCCAGCAGAAACUUGGUGCAGAAAGAAGUUCUGGCAGAAGCAGAAGAAGAAGGAAAACGUUGCAAAGAAAGAAAUAGCAAUGAUGCAGACGUGGAAGACAAUACAGAUGGAAAUGACGAAAGCAGCAAGGUUAGUGCUAAGGCAGAAAGCAAUGCUGAAAAAAGGGCAAUGAUGAUCCAAAGGAAGAAGGAAACCAUGAAAGAAAUAGAAAGCGACGAUGCAGGUGUGGAAGAAGAUAAUAAGGACAGAAACGAAGAAGGCAGCCAUAUUGCAGCCAAGGGAGACAGCAUUGCAGGAAAUGAAGCCAAAGGAGGCAAUGAUGAUGCAAAGGAAGAAGUAAACCAUGGUGAGAAGGGCGAGGAAACCAAUGCUGCCAGAAAUGAAGAAGACAAGCAUGACGCAAACGAAGAAGACACUGACCACAAUAUCAAAGGGAACCUUGGAGGCCUUUUAGAGGUGCACAUCCAGUUGCCUGUUCUGGAUCUGGACAAAGGUUGCUCGCUGAUAAUGGACCUGAUGGACAAACUCACACACGCCUUUGGACAAGGCUUGUCCAACUGUUUCUACCCAGUGCCACAACAAGCCAUCGAAGGCUGGAGUCCCCACACACAAGAUGUUGUGUACCAUGUGUUUGUACCCCUGAGUCCUCCUCCAGGACAUGCCUUCCACCUGGAGCUGGACACUGCAGGGACGCUCCAGAGGAACUUCUGUGUCUGUACGGAGCUGCUGUGCACUUGCACGAGGGAGCAGCUGGGGGAGGGCAUGCUAUGUUUCCUCCACCACUCUGAGGAGGAGCUGAUAAGGAAGCAGGAUCCCAGCCUCCUGCAAACCCUCUGCACUGGCUCCUAUCUGGAUGUGGAGAAAACUAUCCACUGGUUCUACAGAUUUGUGCGAGCAGCCUGGUUGCUUUUGCCUCAGUCCUGCCACUGGCAUUUAAUGUUGCAGCCUUGCAGUCGCUCCUGUAAAUUUCAGAUCAGCAAAGACAAGGAAAGCUUCAUGGUGGAGAUGGUGUUUGGAGUGCGGCAAGGAGACAGAUGUCUUUGUGGGCAGCAGCCUACAGAAGUAGGUAUCCCAAGCACAACAUGGCCCAAGACUUACACCGUGGCAGAGGCAAAAUUCUUCAUGCACAUUUCCAGGCAGGCCCCCCAGGACAGCUGGCACUGCAAGUGCCUGCAGUUCCUUACCCGCUUCCUGAUGGGUGUAGGAUUUUCCCACUGUGCCUUGAAGAUGGUGGUGAUGCACCUCCUGAACACUGUUUCCCUGACACGGAGACUGAUGGAUAUCCUGAAGUACCUCCACUGCUCACUGGAGACAAAACAACUUCACCACUUCAUCAUAGGCAGUGAGAGGUUUCCUAUGGAGAUCAGCUUGCCCUCCAGCUUCCGCGUGGCUGAACCACCCAACCUCUUUCAGCCCCCGGCGAGCAGUCCGAAUGCCUACAAGAAGGCCGUGCAGGAGUACAUUUGCCUGCUACAUUGCCUCAAACAACUGCUGAUCUACGGCCACUGA
Pseudopodoces humilis (Tibetan ground-tit) is the source of this 1812-nucleotide messenger RNA. RefSeq names its product inositol 1,4,5-trisphosphate receptor-interacting protein-like 1. NCBI's taxonomy places the organism in Eukaryota, Metazoa, Chordata, Aves, Passeriformes, Paridae. The record is from RefSeq and is a predicted model, not a curated record. Gene Ontology annotation, cellular component: membrane.